Molecule: messenger RNA, 1380 nt
Organism: Drosophila persimilis
Lineage: Eukaryota; Metazoa; Arthropoda; Insecta; Diptera; Drosophilidae
Gene: PIP4K
Product: phosphatidylinositol 5-phosphate 4-kinase type-2 beta
Exons: 10
Coding region: 59-1273 (404 amino acids)
Biological process (GO): phosphatidylinositol metabolic process
Molecular function (GO): phosphatidylinositol kinase activity
Source: RefSeq, a predicted model, not a curated record
AAGAACUGAAAUUUUGCUAUUUGUAGCUUCACACAGACAAGCAUUAGCCAGCCGCAAUAUGGAUAAAAAGAUCUCUUCGACGUCGCAACCGCGAAUUUUAAAAAAGAAGCAUUUCAGAGUAAAACAUCAAAAAGUAAAACUGUUCAGAGCCAAUGAACCGAUUCUAAGUGUAUUUAUGUGGGGAAUAAACCACACUAUAAAUGAAUUAAGCCAUGUAAAUAUACCAGUGAUGCUUCUCCCAGAUGACUUUCGGGCUUAUUCAAAAAUUAAAGUGGAUAAUCAUUUAUUUAACAAGGAAAAUAUGCCGUCACAUUUUAAAGUUAAAGAAUAUUGCCCCCUAGUGUUUCGCAAUUUGCGAGAGAGAUUUAAUGUUGAUGAUGUUGAUUAUCGCGAGUCGAUGACUCGUUCACAGCCGAUACGGAUCGACUCUUCCGGAAAGUCUGGGGCACAGUUUUACCAGAGUUAUGACAAGUUUUUUAUAGUUAAAAGCUUAACAUCAGAAGAAAUUGAGCGUAUGCAUGCCUUUCUAAAGCAUUAUCAUCCGUACGUUGUUGAAAGACAUGGAAAAACUCUUUUACCUCAAUAUUUGGGAAUGUAUCGGAUCACUGUGGAGAGCGUGCAAUAUUAUUUUGUAGUCAUGCGGAAUGUUUUCAGCUCUCAUUUGACAAUUCAUAAAAAGUUUGAUUUAAAAGGUAGUACUGUAGAUCGUGAAGCAUCUGAAAAGGAGCUCGAAAAACAUUUGCCAACAUUCAAGGAUAAUGACUUUAUAAAACAGAAGGUCAAGCUGGAAAUUGGAGACGAACCAAAAAAGAAACUAAUGGAUACUCUAAACAAUGAUGUGGAUCUGCUUACCAAGCUGCACAUCAUGGACUAUUCAUUGCUGGUUGGUGUACAUGACUGUGUGCGAGCGGAAGAGGAAGCUUUGCAGGGAGAUAAUAUCCAAGCUGCUGGACGCAGUGAAAAUAGCGAGAGCGAGGAGUGCGAUAGUGGUGAACGCUGGACGUACAACACGCCUCCAGAUUCACCAAGAGGUGCGCAGUAUAAAGAAGUUGUCUACGAAGUUGAUAUAUACGCCAUUCCAAGUAUUGAAGAAAAACGAGAAAUCUACUUUAUAGCUAUUAUUGAUGUCCUAACGCAAUACGGUGUCAAGAAACAGGCGGCAAAAGCAGCAAAGACCGUUAAGUAUGGUAGUAACGUUGACGGAAUAUCGACAUGUGACCCAGAACAAUAUGCCAAAAGAUUCUUGGAAUUUAUGGAUAAAGCAAUAGAAUAAGAUAUCAUCAGAUAUAAUCAUUGUAUUUGCCACAUUAAAAAUGUUAAAUUUAUACAUAUAAGAUAAACACAAAUAUGAGACAUUAUAAGUAUACCUCUACAUUAGUA